Molecule: messenger RNA, 1587 nt
Organism: Labrus bergylta (ballan wrasse)
Lineage: Eukaryota; Metazoa; Chordata; Actinopteri; Labriformes; Labridae
Source: RefSeq, a predicted model, not a curated record
CAACCAUGCUGCUCUUUCCUUUUGUUUGACUUUCCACAGCACACCUCGCUCACCAUACCUCCACUCAUGCAUACACCCUUACAAGGUCGAUUAGCUGACGUCCACAUCCUCACAAUCCUUCUUUAAUCGACGCAUUCACUUUGUUGUGAAUAAAUAUGACAUACUUUUGUGAGUACCUCCUAGUCUCCUCCCGUCAUUUUGUGUCCCGUGUUUUCAGUCAGCCCCAAACUAAGGGUUCCUGUAGUAUAACUGAACCUCAUCAGUCUGCAAAGUCUUUGUCGACUUCUCCGGCCUCUGAUUGUCAAACAAAUGCAUGUUGGCCAUGAGGGGGAGGAGCAGCACAAAUUCCAACAUAUUGUUACUUAAAGACAAUUACAAAGUUGGCUUAUUAUCAGCUGUAGAAUAUAUGAAGAAUUAGAGGACAUGUGUCCCAGCAGGACUUGGAAAACGCUGAAAGUCGUCCAUAUUGUUGCUUUAAACUGUGUGGACGGUUCUAUUGCAGGUUGUUUCCAGCUCACAGCAGCAACACCUGACCAUCAAAUGAUUAAAGUGACGGAAGGGUGAGGGCUUAUAGUUUCAGCUCUGACACUGCCUUGCAGGUGUGUCUGCAGAUACCUUGUGUUUCAUGUUUAACAGCUGACCUUUUUAUUUCAAACUGUCUGACUUUACGUGUUUGUGUCAAUGUUUUCACAUCAUAGCAGUCCGCUUCGUUCUUUGGCUCCGCCCAAUGACGCUAAUCUAUCAACUGAGGCUUUACCACCACCACAGCAGCUCAGUUAGUGUGAACGUUGUUUUGAAAAAAAUCCAAGUGUCAAACUUAGGGGAACAUGAGCAGCAUAAAUAGACCACACAGGAAGAAGCCCCUCCUCAGUUACACUUCAGUUCAGCUUGGUGUUCAGACAGUCAACAUGGAGGUCGCCGUGCUCUGCAUCAAACUCUUGGUCCACGUGUUAUUUCUGCUGUGUGCACAUGUUCAGGACGUUGAUUCACUGAUUCUCCGUCUUGAACCAAACAGACUGCAGUUCUUUGAAUACGAGUCUCUGAUCUUCCAUUGUGAGGGCUCUCAUGACUCGACUGGAUUGAAAAUUUUACAUCGGUCCAAAGGGGAAUUAUUCAAAAGUCAAACUACAGUGACAUCAAAAAGGUCAUCCUGCACUAUUCCUACUAUUUUUCCAGAGGACAGUGGGCAAUACUGGUGUGAGUCCAGAGAUGGGAAGAGAAGCGACAUCAUCCACAUCACUGUUACUGAUGGUCCUGUGAUCCUGGAGAGUCCCAUCAGUGUGGUAGAGGGAGAGACUGUGACUCUGCGCUGCAGACACAAGACGACCUCUACCAAUCUCUCAGCUGAUUUCUACAAAGAUGGCCGCCUUAUCAGAAGAAGCUCUACAGGAAACCUGAGCAUCCCCAGUGUUUCCAAAUGUGAUGAAGGAUUCUACAACUGUAACUCUGGAGGAAGAGAAUCAGCCGAGAGUCUGAUGGCUGUCCAAGGUGAGACACAUCAGUGUUACCAAAUCAAAUUUAAAAAUACAUGUGAUAUAACUAUGUGUUGAAACAGUAUAUUGAUUGAUUUGAAAAGGACAGCGUACA